Talaromyces amestolkiae is the source of this 1731-nucleotide messenger RNA. RefSeq lists its product as uncharacterized. The transcript is spliced from 3 exons. The record is from RefSeq and is a predicted model, not a curated record. The coding region runs from base 1 to 1731 and encodes 576 amino acids. NCBI's taxonomy places the organism in Eukaryota, Fungi, Ascomycota, Eurotiomycetes, Eurotiales, Trichocomaceae. Gene Ontology annotation, molecular function: ADP binding; protein binding.
AUGAGUGAUGAUUCUUCCUUCUCUGAAGAGCCGGAAAUCGGUAGUCAUCUACGGAUGUUCGCACUUUGCGGUCCAGGGGGCAUGGGAAAGUCUCAGGUCGCAGCUGAAUUUGUGUAUAGAUCUAACGAGUCGUUACUAUUUGAUGCCAUCAUCUGGAUAUCUGCGGAUGAGCCAGUAAAACUCGCACGGAGCUUUGAUCAAGCGGCAGUUGCUCUGGGGUUGGUGGAGGCAGAAUCUAUAGAGUCCAGGGACCAUAUCUUGACCCGAGAUGCUGUAUUGGGAUGGCUCGCAAACCCUAUUAAGUCGUACAAGCAACGCGAAAACGCCCAAUCCAACGAGGCGACUUGGCUAUUAGUAUUCGAUAAUGUGGAAGAUCUUGAGAUGCUUGACGAGCACUGGCCAGCAUAUGGCUCUGGUUCGAUCUUGAUAACAAGUCGAGACCCUCUGGUGAAGUCAUACGGCUAUUCUCUCAAACGUGGAUUAAGUAUGCCGCAACUCGAUACCAGCGAUGGAGAAAAGCUACUCAUCAAAUUAACGGAUCGAAGAAUGCUGAGCAGCGAAGAGCAGGCCAGUGCUACGGCGAUAGCUGAAGUUCUCGGUGGUCUUCCCUUGGCCAUCGUCCAAAUGGCUGGCGUAAUUACACGCCAAGACCUAACUUUCUCUGAGUUUCUGCUCAGGUAUCAAAAGGAAAGCUCUCAUGCAGAACUAUUGAACCUCAAGCUUGGACCUUCGAAAGCUCGUGUAGGCUAUGAACACACAAUUGCCUCGGUCUGGGCGUUAGAGCACUUGGAAGAGGGCAGCCAGGCCCUGCUGCAAGCUAUGUCCCUUCUUGAUCCAGAUAGUAUUCCCGAGUACAUCUUAGAAGAAAACCCAGCUGCAGGUACAUGGUCCGGCUAUCCAUUAACGAGUGCGGAAUACCAGAACGCUCGCACAGAGCUAAUCCAAAGAUCCCUUAUUGUUCGCCAGAAGGACAAGAAGACGCUCAACAUACACCGUCUUAUACAAGACGCAGUGAGGGCCAGAAUGACAGAUGAUGAGUUCAGCAAAGCAAUCAGUUCCAUGCUAUCUUUUGUCUCAGCUGUUUGGCCAUAUGAGGAAUUCAGCUUUGGGAAUGAGAUAUAUCGGUUCAAGCUGCCAACAGAGUUAACACAACAUCACUUGGAUGGUCCAAAACUCUUUAUCGAUACUGCAUCAAACACCAACAUGUGGGGUCGCUUUGACGACACAAUCCCUCUUCUCUAUCUAGCAGAAUCGAUGUGCGAUGCCUUUGGUGAUGAGAAUGAAGAAGAUCCGUCUAAACAAAAUCUAAACAAACAGCUGGUCGUACUCUACCGAACCAUAAUUUAUGAACGUGGGGUUCGAGCUCUGCAUACUAAUGAUCCAGAGGGAGCUUUACUGAAUAUGAAAAAAUUCAACCAGCUUGUGCGAGAUAUUUAUCAUGACAAGCCCCCCGGUACAGACCAGACGCUAGGGGUCUCCUGGAAUGAGCUCGGUAAUGCUUACCUCCAGAACAACAAUGGCAUUGAAGCGGAAAGCUGUUUUCUCAGUUCCAAAGAGGCCUUCGAGGCCCUGGACGGCGCAACACGAAUAAGUAUCUCGAUGCCCCUGAUCAACCUUGGCUUUGCAGCUUUGGCUCAGGGUCGGGAAGGUGAGGCGGAUGAGAUCUUCUCUCAGGCGCUGGCGGAUCGAGAGAAGGAAUAUGGGCGCGACGACAAGAUUUCAUUCGUGUAA